AAAUUGUAAAGUACAAGUUAAAUAAUAAUAAUAAAAAAAGAAAAUAUUCAGUUGUCAUGAUUUACGUGCAUCACCCUGUAUAUGAUAUAGAAUAUGUAUAUAAGAUUUUUGGAAAUAUAACUUAUAUUUUUCCAACCGAAGACAAUCUAGUAUUGAUCUACAGCCAAAUGCUAGACCAACACCUGAUGAAUCCUAUCAACAAAUUUAACUUAGCGCUGACAAAAAUUGCAGAAUCAUUAUUAAAUGCGGCAUUGUACUGUCACCACAAAAUUUCAACAACAUUCCUACCAACGGCAGUCAAAUUUCAUUACGUAUUUAAUCUACGUGAUCUCUCAAACAUCUUUCAAGGCAUAUUGUUUGCACACGGUGAGACUGUUCCGACUGGAAAUCAUUUGAUCCGAUUGUACGUUCACGAAGCAACAAGAGUGUAUUCGGAUAAAUUAAUCAAUGCUGAAGAUGAAAAAGCCUUUCAGCAAUUGCUGAAGGAGUCGCUUCGCAAAAAUAUUUCUGAAAUGGACGAAAAUAUUGUAUUUGCUGGACCAAUAAUAUAUUGUCAUUUUGCGGAAGGAAUCGGUGAACCAAAAUAUAUGCCAAUAAAAGAUUGGCAACAAUUGACGAAGUUACUAGAUGAAGCUCUGGUUAAUUAUAACGAACUGGUAGCGGCAAUGAAUCUGGUUUUAUUCGAAGAUGCUAUGUACCAGGUUUGUCAAAUAAAUCGCAUUCUGGAGUCACCAAGAGGAAACGCAUUGCUUGUUGGUGUUGGAGGAAGCGGAAAGCAAUCUCUUUCUAGCCUUGCGUCUUUCAUCGCAGGCUUAGAGGUUUUUCAGAUACAAUUACGAACAGGUUAUUCGAUGACUGAUUUAAGAGGCGAUUUAUCAGGUUUAUAUCUGAAAUCUGGAUUGAAAGGAAUCGGAAUAACUUUCUUGAUGACUGAUUCUCAUAUCGCGGAUGAAAAAUUUCUGGUACUUAUAAACGAUAUGCUCGCUUUUGGCGAAAUCUCCGAAUUAUUCGCCGAUGAUGAGGUAGAUAAUAUCGUGAACGCCUUAAGAACUGAGGUAAAGCAAACCGGUAUGAUGGACACCAAAGAAAAUUGCUGGAAAUUUUUUAUCAAUCGAGUUCGAAAUUUGUUAAAAUGCAUUCUUUGCUUUUCUCCCGUUGGUGCAACAUUACGAAACAGGGCUAGACAGUUCCCAGCAAUCGUAAACAACACUUCGAUCAAUUGGUUUCAAAGCUGGCCACAGGAUGCUUUGAGAUCCGUUUCCAUCAGAUUCUUAGAAGAAUUAGAAGACCUUCCAAAAAAAUACAAGUCAUCAGCUUCUUUGUUCAUGUCAUACGUGCAUACUAGCGUUAAUGAUAUAUCUUCGCUUUAUCUACAAAACGAGAGAAGAUACAACUACACGACUCCUAAAACGUUCUUGGAGCAAAUUUCUUUGUAUUCGAAGUUGCUUGUGGAAAGAACCUACGACGUAAAAGCGAUGAUAGAGAGAUUGAAAAACGGCUUGGAAAAGCUGGAAUCUUGCGCUGGCCAAGUAAGCGAAUUAAGAGUGGUGUUAGCAGCCCAAGAAAUCGAAUUGAAAAAGAAGAAUGAAAUUGCAGAUAAAAUCCUUGCCGAAGUCCGAGCAGAGAAUACUAAAGCCGAAGGAGAAAAAGCUAUUGUGUCCGAGGAGGAGGCAAAGGUAGCCGAAAUAAAAGAAACAGUAGCAGAGAGACAAAGGAGGUGCGACGAGGAUUUAGCAAAAGCAGAGCCUGCAGUUCGGCAAGCUGAAGCUGCUCUUGACACAUUAAAUAAAAACAACUUGACAGAACUAAAAUCCUUUGGAACGCCACCGGAACAAGUGGCGAUGGUGGCGCAAGCUGUGUUAGUUUUAUUUUCCCCCAGGGGUCAAAUUCCAAAAGAUAGAAGUUGGAAAGCGUGCAAAGCGAUGAUGGGACAUGUUGACACAUUCCUCUCGCAACUUCGAAAUUACGACAAAGAGAACAUUCAUCCUGAAGUAGUCAAGGCUAUUCAACCUUAUAUCAACAACAAAGAUUUUGACCCAGAGAUUAUUUAUUCCAAAUCACAAGCCGCUGCAGGUCUUUGCAGUUGGGUGAGAAAUAUAAUGGUUUUCCAUUAUAUUAAUGAAACAGUGAAACCAUUAAGAGCUGCACUUGCACAAGCUAAUGCCGAAUUAAAAGCUGCUAUGGAUCAUUUGAAUGCUUUGAGGACACGAUUAGCGGAGUUGCAAAAGGUGCUCGACGUUUUAGGAGAAAGGAUGAAUGCAGCUUUAGCUGAGAAACAAAAAUGUCAAGACGAAGCUGACGCUACUGCUUUAACAAUUGACCUUGCAAAUAGAUUAGUGAAUGGUUUAGCAUCCGAAAAAAUUCGAUGGACCGAGGAGGUAGAAAGUUUGACGAACUCGUGUGUAACGGUACCAGGGGAUGUGCUGAUUGUAACAGCAUUUUUAUCAUACAUGGGAUCUUUCACUCGAAAAUAUAGAACUGACCUAAUGUACGAAAAUUGGUUACCGUUUCUGGAAAGUUUGGAAGUAAAAAUACCGAGGACUUCUGAAUUGGAUGUACUGGCUUUAUUGACAGACGAUGCACAAAUUGCACAAUGGAACAACGAAGGUUUACCAACAGACAAAAUGUCCUCGGAAAAUGCAACAAUUUUAAUGAAUUCAACAAGAUGGCCUCUAAUGAUAGAUCCACAAUUACAAGGAUUAAAAUGGAUAAAAAAUCGAUACGGUGAAGAUUUGCAAGUGCUGAGGCUUACUCAACCGAAUUAUUUAUAUUUAAUUGAAAUUUCCAUUGCGAAUGGAGGGAUUGUUUUAAUUGAAAAUAUCAUGGAAGCUAUCGACCCCAUUUUAGAUCCGGUUAUAAAGAGAGAUCUAAUAAAAAAAGGAAGGGCGAUCAAAAUUUGGGACAAAGAAGUAGAUUAUGACCCUCGUUUCCGGCUAAUUUUACAAACGAAGUUAGCUAAUCCUCAUUAUAAGCCCGAGAUACAAGCCCAAACUACUCUUAUCAACUUUACUGUAACAAAAGAUGGGUUAGAGGAACAACUUCUGGGUGACGUUGUGAAAGCCGAAAGACCUGAUUUAGAAUCCAAAAAGGCGGAAUUAACUACUCAACAAAAUACCUUCAAAAUUACCUUGAAGAGAUUGGAAGAUGAUCUUUUACACAGGUUAUCGACUGCUGGGCCAGACAUUUUAAGCGACGUCGAUCUCGUGAUCAAUCUGGAAACCACGAAAAAAACUGCUGCGGAAAUAGAAAUAAAAGUAGCCGAAGCUAGAGUGACUGCUGUAAAGAUAGACGAGGCUCGAGAAAUUUAUCGUCCUGUUGCGGCUCGAGCCAGUCUCUUAUAUUUCGUUUUAAACGAUUUGAACAAGAUCAAUAUGCUCUAUCAGUUUUCCUUGAAAGCUUUCAGCGUUGUCUUUUUAAACGCAAUUAGAUUUGCAGUAGCUUCGGAGGAUUUGGCUAAGCGCGUGGCUCUUUUAAUGGAUAGCAUCACUUAUCUAGUUUUCAUUUAUACAAGCAGAGGAUUAUUUGAAGCCGAUAAAUUGACCUUCCUCUGUCAAAUGACCAUUCAGAUUUUUAUGGAAGCAAAGGAAAUAUCACAAUCAGAACUUGACUUCCUACUACGAUUUCCGUAUAUUCCGGAGUUAACAAGCCCCGUAGACUUUUUAACAGAUGUCGGUUGGGGAGGGAUUAAAUAUUUGAGCCAAAUGGAGGACUUUCAAAAUUUAGAAAAAGACAUAGAAGGUGCUGCGAAACGGUGGAAGAAGUUCGUAGAAUCAGAUACGCCGGAACGAGAAAGUUUCCCACAAGAUUGGAAAAAUAAAACUGCUCUGCAAAGAUUAUGCAUCAUGAGGUGUCUUAGACUGGAUCGUAUGACAUACGCGAUUAGGUGCUUCGUAGAAGAAAAGCUUGGUUCAAAAUUUGUUGAAUCCAGAUCACCACCUUUUCAUAAAUCCUUUGAAGAAACCAGUUCAAUCACGCCUAUAUUUUUCAUUCUCUCUCCAGGCGUUGAUCCGUUGAAGGACGUCGAAAAACUGGGAAUGCAAUUGGGUUUCACUUUUGGAGGGAGAAAUUUCCAUAAUGUAUCACUGGGUCAAGGUCAAGAACCCAUAGCGGAAGAAGCCAUAGAACUUUCCGCGAACGAAGGCCACUGGGUAAUUUUGCAAAAUGUCCAUUUAGUGAGGAAAUGGUUGCCUACAUUGGAAAAAAAGAUGGAACAGUGCUCGGAGAAUCCACAUGAUGAUUAUCGUUUGUUCAUUAGUGCGGAACCCAGUCCUGAUCCUCAUGAAUCAAUAAUACCUCAGGGUAUACUAGAAUCAGCCAUAAAGAUUACGAACGAACCACCAUCUGGAAUUCAAGCGAAUAUUCACAAAGCGUUGGAUAACUUUACCCAGGAAACUUUGGAGUCCUGCAGCAAGGAAACCGAAUUCAAAGCAAUAUUAUUUGCACUUUGUUAUUACCACGCUGUACUUGCAGAACGUAGAAAAUUUGGGGCGCAAGGAUGGAAUAGGUCCUACCCAUUCAACUUCGGUGAUCUAACAAUCAGCGUAUCUGUAUUAUUUAAUUACCUGGAAAAUAGUAUCAAAGUACCUUGGGAGGAUCUUCGUUACUUAUUUGGAGAAAUAAUGUAUGGAGGUCACAUAACAGAUGAUUGGGAUAGAAGACUAUGCAAGACAUAUUUAGUAGAAUAUUUGAAAACGGAAUUAGUCGAAGGUGAAUUAUACCUUGCACCAGAUUUUUUGGUACCACCAAAUAGUGAUUAUGAUGCAUAUCAUCAGUACGUCGAUAACUACUUACCUGCUGAAAGUCCUGUUCUGUAUGGACUUCAUCCCAAUGCAGAAAUUGGGUUUUUAACACAAACUGUGGAAAAUCUGUUUAAAACGUUAUUGGGUAUACUAACAAGAACUGCCAGCGAUACAACAAGCGGAGAUAUUUCAAAAGAAGACAAAAUAAAAGGACAAAUAGAGGACUUAUUGGACAAACUACCAGAAGAAUUCAAUAUGCUAGAACUUUACAGCAAGGUGGAAGAUCGUACACCAUUUGUCACAGUUGCUUUACAAGAAUGCGAACGCAUGAAUCUACUGUGUGAAGAACUUAGAAGGUCCCUGCAAGAAUUAGAGUUAGGCUUAAAAGGAGAAUUAACUAUUAAUGCUGAGAUGGAAGAUCUACAAAAUUAUAUAAUGAUGGAUGCUGUUCCGCCGUCUUGGACAAAAAGAGCUUACCCUUCAGAAUUAGGAUUAAACAGUUGGUUCACGGAUAUGUUGUAUCGAAUAAAUGAAUUAUCUAAUUGGACUGCUGAUUUUAACUUACCAUCGUCGGUAUGGCUAGGUGGUUUUUUCAAUCCUCAAUCAUUUCUAACUGCAAUUAUGCAACAAACCGCACGCAAAAAUGAAUGGCCAUUGGACAAAAUGUGUUUAUAUUGCGAAGUACUGAGAAAAACCAAAGAAGAAAUCACAUCGGCACCAAGAGAAGGCGCGUAUAUAAACGGAUUGUACAUGGAAGGUGCACGAUGGGACGUUCAAACAGGAUGUAUCAUGGACUCUAGAUUUAAAGAAUUGUUUCCAUUAUUGCCAAUUAUGUAUAUUAGGGCGAUUACACAGGACAAACAAGAUUUAAAGAAUAUGUAUGAAUGUCCUGUGUAUAAAACACGAUCGCGAGGUCCUACUUACGUGUGGACGUUCAAUUUAAGAACUAAGGAGAGAGCUAGUAAGUGGAUUCUUGGUGGAGUGGCAAUUCUAUUACAAAUCUAAUUUUAUAAAUUAAAUUAUGGACUAAAUAUGCAAUUAAAAUAAAGAUUUUCGAAAUUGUCAAA
Molecule: messenger RNA, 5806 nt
Organism: Bombus terrestris (buff-tailed bumblebee)
Lineage: Eukaryota; Metazoa; Arthropoda; Insecta; Hymenoptera; Apidae
Product: dynein beta chain, ciliary
Exons: 28
Coding region: 57-5744 (1895 amino acids)
Biological process (GO): microtubule-based movement
Cellular component (GO): dynein complex
Molecular function (GO): minus-end-directed microtubule motor activity; dynein intermediate chain binding; dynein light intermediate chain binding
Source: RefSeq, a predicted model, not a curated record